AUGUACCGCCCACGUGCUUUGUCCUCCAGAAGAUUGUUCUCUGUGACCCCACAGAGAUCCAACUUGGUCUCUGACUUGUACGUGUCUCAGAUCAAGCAGUUCAAGCCAACACAGACUUCUGCCGAGGGUGCCGAGGGCAUCAAGAAGUUCCAGUUGCCUUCCAAGCCUGCCGUUCCUUCGGAGGAGGUCAGCGCCGAUGCCGUGUCCGCUUACGAGUCGGCUGCUGUUGAGACCACCUCGGCGCCAUCCACCGAGGCUGCGCCAGCGGCCGAGGAGGACUGGUUUGUUUUCGAGGAGGCCGAGGCCGAGCACCACUAA
Molecule: messenger RNA, 318 nt
Organism: Metschnikowia bicuspidata var. bicuspidata NRRL YB-4993
Lineage: Eukaryota; Fungi; Ascomycota; Pichiomycetes; Serinales; Metschnikowiaceae
Gene: ATP14
Product: F1F0 ATP synthase subunit h
Exons: 2
Coding region: 1-318 (105 amino acids)
Biological process (GO): proton motive force-driven ATP synthesis
Source: RefSeq, a predicted model, not a curated record